AUGAGUCACAACCGUGCAAUAUGCGACAGUCCGUUAGGCAGCGUGGCCAAAGGACCGUGUAAUCGGACGGGUAUCAAAGGACCGCUUUCAGAGGGCAGCUUCAUGGCCAUGCCUCAUGCCACCAAAGGUGAACUCAAGGCACGCGCACGCUCGUUUACGUCAGACCGUCAAGUCGCGUGCGGAUAUAUGGGGUUUGGGAGUCUACUUGCCGACUUACAUCCUAAGACGCCUCCCAACAGCCCACGCACGGCUCCUUUGGAGCCUGUGCUAACCGAGCACAUGUCUAAGAGAGUUGAGUUUUAUCCGAAGAACACGGUCAUCAGUGCUAGCUGCUCCAAUGGUGAUGCGCUUUCAUUCAUUGGGUAG
This is a messenger RNA of Aspergillus luchuensis, 366 nucleotides long. RefSeq lists its product as uncharacterized. The coding region runs from base 1 to 366 and encodes 121 amino acids. The transcript has 2 exons. Lineage: Eukaryota; Fungi; Ascomycota; Eurotiomycetes; Eurotiales; Aspergillaceae. The record is from RefSeq and is a predicted model, not a curated record.